UUUGGAGAGCUGCACCUUGAGGUAGGCAUGAAGUUCGGAACUAAAUGGGAAUUUAGAGAAGCUGUGAGAGAAUAUACAAUCCAAGAGGGAAGAAGCAUAAAGAUAGUGAAAAAUGAUAACAUUAGGUGCAGGGCGGUGUGUAAGGUGAAAGAGUGCCCAUGGGUGGCUUAUGCAUCUAGAGACCAUGAAGACACAUGUUGGCAAAUUAAGACAUUCAAUGAUGACCACACUUGCCCAAGAGAGGACAAGAAUAGGGCUGCCAACAGGAAUUGGGUAUGCAGCAAGCUUGUGAAGAAGGUAAGAAAGUAUCCAAAUUUUAGACACUACGAGGCUGCAACUUACUUCAAGACACGGUUUGACUUGACUCUGAAUAAAAACUCAAUAUCCAGGGCAUUAAUGGAUGCAAGAAGUGUAGUGUAUGGGGAUGAGAAAGAACAAUAUAGGAUGGUUAGGGAUUAUGGUAUGACGCUGUUGAAGACUAAUCCCGGUUCCACUGUACAAAUAUGCACCACCCCCCAACCAGAUGAAGAAGUUACCUUUGAAAGAAUGUAUAUAUGCUUAAGUGGCUGUAAAAACGGGUUCAAGGCUGGUUGCCGUCCUUUGAUAGGUCUGGAUGGUGCUUUCCUGAAGACCCGGUUUGGUGGACAGAUUUUGUCAGCCGUGGGGUUAGAUGCUAAUCAUCAUAUCUAUGUCAUAGCCUGGCUAUUGUCAGAGUGGAGAAUACAGAGACAUGGAGAUGGUUUCUCGAGCUACUUCAUCAGGACUUGGGGCAUUAUAAAGAGCAUGACUGGUGCUUCAUAUCGGAUAUGCAAAAGGGACUGAUAUCAGCAGUGAAAGCGGUGAUGCCUGAUGUGCAUCACCGUUUCUGCGUCUGGCAUUUAUGGAAAAAUUUCAACAAGAAAUGGAAGGAGUUACAGCUAAGGGGACUUCUGUGGGAAUGUGCAAGGACAACAACAUACCAAGAAUUCAGGGAUGGAAUGGAGAAGAUCAAAAGGUUAAACGAGGAUGCCUGGGCAUACUUAGAGAAGUGGCCUAUGGAUGCUUGGACCAGAAGUUUAUUCAGCCAUAAGCCGAAAUUGGAUAGCAUCUGUAACAACGCCUGUGAAGUGUUCAAUGCUAAGAUCAAGGAUGCACGAGCCAAACCCAUCAUAACAU
This is a messenger RNA of Arachis duranensis, 1155 nucleotides long. RefSeq lists its product as uncharacterized. The transcript has 2 exons. The record is from RefSeq and is a predicted model, not a curated record. Bases 28 to 822 code for a protein of 264 amino acids. NCBI's taxonomy places the organism in Eukaryota, Viridiplantae, Streptophyta, Magnoliopsida, Fabales, Fabaceae.